Messenger RNA from Maniola jurtina (meadow brown), 2104 nucleotides. RefSeq names its product FAST kinase domain-containing protein 5, mitochondrial. The transcript has 3 exons. The record is from RefSeq and is a predicted model, not a curated record. Lineage: Eukaryota; Metazoa; Arthropoda; Insecta; Lepidoptera; Nymphalidae. Bases 165 to 2096 code for a protein of 643 amino acids.
UUGAACCAUGACAUAACCUCAAAAUAAUUUUAAAUUGUUGAAUAGAUAAUACAUUUUCAUAAUAAAAAGACCCAAAUAGUUGAUAAAAAAUAAACUUUUUUUCCCGGCACUAUUUUCUGAAUUUGUUGUGUAAUUAUCGUACUAUUCAACGAUAUACUUCUAUCAUGGUAUAUGUUAUAAAAAUUCUUCGAAAUUUUUCAUUUAUUAAACGCUUUAAGGAUAAUCACUCGCUAUUCUCCCAAAUGAAUAGAGUUUAUAACUUCAGAAAAUAUCACAAAACACCAAGUUUGGGUGUUAAAAUGUUUAUGGAAAAUGAAAAUAAAUACGCAUACAAUAUAAUGCAAAGCAGUGGAUAUGCAAUUGAUUUUCUUAACAGCAGGGAAAACUACAAACAGUCCAUACAAAAAGAAGAAUUCCUAAAAACACUAGACAUAAAAGAGUUGAAAGGAAAUCCCCAUAAAAUUUUCCAAACGUUUUCAGCUUUAGGUACAUACUGUUAUGAACAUAAUAUUUGUAUAUCAAACAAACAGUUUGACGACUUUAUAGACAUUUUAACAGACAGUAUUAAUUUAGCCACUGAUGAAGAGUUACUUUCAUUGUUUUACAGUCUAGCGAAGUGUCCUGAGACAGAAUCAAUAAGAACAAGAAAUUACAUAGAAGUAUGGGCAGCUUUAGAUGAUGCAUGUAUCAGAAGAAUGAACAAAUGGUCAUAUGAACAAAUGCUAUUAUUUGUCUCUCUGUUUUAUAUGUUAAAUGUUACAAGGGUCAGUGACUUUUGUCAUAAGUGUUUACAAAAGCUAGUUUCAAAAGCACAUCAAUUAACGAAAAAUCAAAUUGUUAAAACUUUGUUUUUCAUUGGAAUCACAAGAAACUCACCAAUUAAUAUUCAUAAUUUAGAAGUUCAAAUUGAGAAACAAUUUCCAAUGUUUAGCAUAGAUGAACUGGCUAUAAUAGCUAUGGGAUUAUUCAAAAGUAAAACUCCUAUUAGGAGUAUGUCAUUAGUAACAAAAGUCAUAGAAAAAAUAAUAGAAAAUUCUAAGGAAAUCCAUGAAGUUUCUCUUGCUGCAUUAUUAAAAAUAAUUCGGUACUCAACUAAAUUGUCAGAUGAUAAUAAAGUCUACGACUUGCUUGAAAGCUUACAGCAUGAAAUACCAAGAUUGUCAAUUAUGUGCAAUGUUCAUGUGGCAUUAGUUGGAACAUCUACUUUAACAUUGCAUGAAAACUGUUUAAAUAUUAUUGCAGCCACUCUGGUAACAUCUUUAUCAAAGGCUAGAUUAAAGGAUCUCGAAAGGCUGAUACUUACCUAUGGUACAUUUAACUUUACACCUAAUACUGAAGAUUUUUUUUGUAAAAUAAUAGAAGAAUUGAAAAGGCCAGAACGCUCGGAGGAAAUUAAAAAACAUGGAAGAGUGUUUUCAAGUUGUGUGUCCUAUUUAGGACUUCUACAAAUAUAUCCUGCUGAGUUAAUGAAUAAAGUCCUAAGUCCAGAUUAUUUGAAUCAUUCUUACGGUAAACACUGCCAACAGUAUGGAAGGGAAAUUCUGUCAAUUCAUAACAUGGCAAAAAUAUUUAUCAAAGAUGGUCCAAUAAAUCUUCUUACUGAUAAACAAGUUGUAGUUUUAGCGAAAAAGUAUACAGACUAUGUGCCAGAUGAAAAUUACCCAAAACAAUACAAUGCAUUAGACAAAAUGUUUAUAGAUAUAAUGAAAGUUCUACAGAAAUCUCGUGGGGGUAAGGAAUAUGUUAUAGGACAUCAUAUUUUGUCACACCAUCAAAGAGGAGAUAUAAUUAUUUGCAAUGAUCACCAAGGUUCUCCAGUACCUGUGGACAAAGCAUUUUCAGAAGCAAAGUUCGGCCUCCUCUCAAAACCAAUUGACAAUAACUAUUGGAUAGCUUUAGUCAUUGCCAAUAGAAAUGCUUUUCUUAACUCUGGGAAUCCAAUUGGACACUAUUCAUCUAAAGUUAGAGAACUUAAUACAUUAGGAUUUUAUGCAGCCAUAGUGAAUUGGAAAAUCUAUAGCAAAUUGGACGGGGAAAAUGAAAAAAAUAGAUACCUCAAUACUUUAAUAAAAGGAGCUUUAGAAAAUAAAAAUUGAUUUUUAAA